This is a messenger RNA of Manihot esculenta (cassava), 2941 nucleotides long. Its product is annotated as probable DNA helicase MCM8. The record is from RefSeq and is a predicted model, not a curated record. Gene Ontology annotation, cellular component: MCM complex; nucleus. The coding region runs from base 328 to 2718 and encodes 796 amino acids. The transcript has 17 exons. Gene Ontology annotation, molecular function: single-stranded DNA helicase activity; single-stranded DNA binding; ATP hydrolysis activity. Lineage: Eukaryota; Viridiplantae; Streptophyta; Magnoliopsida; Malpighiales; Euphorbiaceae.
AGAUCGGACGGCUUUUGGUUGUUAGGGCUGGUUAUCUUCUGGUGGCUGUAAUCCACGAGUACUGAUGCGGAUGCCUCAACGGUGCUCCACGUGUAAACCGUUUUUAGUAUUUUCAUUCACCACACAUACGUCGUCGUUUAAUACUAACAUAAACGCAUGAGAGAAAAGCAAUGUCGUUUGCAAGAACGAUAAGCAUAAACGGCUUGUCGCAUAUGAAAUCUCAGGUCUCUCCCGCCAAAACGAGAGGAGUUUCAACAAGCACUUGAAUAACUCUAGCAGUAGCAGGGAUAGAAAGACGGGACGGCCCCUUUUUUAUCUAUUGCCAUCAUGUACGGAGGUCAUGGAGAGAGCACAAGCGCGAAGAAGCACCGCCGUGGGAUGAACGAAACAAGCGACAGUAUGGAUAUCCUGGCUGCUUACUUCCCUUCGAACGAUUUUGCAGCUGACGAUGACAAGCUUAUGCUCACAUCUGACCUCGUCCACUUCUUCUACACAUCUUCGGGUCAAGAUCUCGCUUCUCAGGUAAAGGAAGAGAAUGGGUUCUUCUUUUUGCCAAUUGACUUUCAACAAUUUCGAAAGAUGUGUGAGGUUGAGGAAUUUUUUGUAACUUUAGAGGAGAAACCUAAAGUAGCUCUCUCUUGCAUGGGUGCCGCAGUUCACAAGGUACUUUUGACUAAAUGGGAGAAUAUUUUAGAGGAUGGGACAAAGAUAAACAUCCGUCUUCACAACUACCCCGAAUCAAUGAUUGCUCUUAAAAACCUAAAAGCAGCAUAUAUUGAUAAGCUUGUAUCUGUGCGAGGGACUGUGGUGAAAGUUAGCACUGUUAGGCCUUUGGUUGUACAGAUGAGUUUUGAUUGUGAAAAGUGUAAAUCCACUAUCAUACGUGUACUUCCUGAUGGAAAAUAUUCACCGCCAACCAUUUGUAACUUGAAUGGAUGCAAGAGCAGGACUUUUCACCCUAUUCGAUCUUCUGCCAAAGGAAUAGAUUUUCAGAAAAUAAGGAUACAGGAGUUACUAAAGUCUGAAGAUCAUGAAGAAGGGCGGGUUCCUCGAACAGUGGAAUGUGAACUAACUGAAGAUCUUGUUGAUGCAUGCAUCCCUGGAGAUGUGGUGACUGUUACUGGAAUCAUAAGAACCAUUAAUAAUUAUGUGGAUAUUGGAGGAGGAAAAUCAAAAGGCAAACAUCAAGGAUUUUACUAUCUAUAUCUAGAAGUGGUUUCCAUAAAAAAUUCCAAGUCCCAAUCUGCAUCUUAUGAUUUGCAAGAUUCCAAGCCUAAUGCUAGAGCAACGGAGCUGUCUGAUUUGUACUCAUUCUCGCCCAGGGAUUUGGAUUUUAUUAUAAAGUUCUCGGAAGAAUAUGGUUCAGAUAUCUUCCGGCAAAUAAUUCAAUCCAUAUGUCCCUCAAUUUAUGGACAUGAACUUGUUAAAGCGGGUAUAACAUUAGCACUGUUUGGAGGUGUACGCAAACAUUCAACAGAUCAAAAUAAGGUCCCUGUUAGAGGAGAUAUCCAUGUCAUAAUCGUAGGUGAUCCUGGACUAGGCAAGAGUCAAUUACUGCAAGCAGCGGCUGCUGUCUCUCCACGUGGCAUUUAUGUGUGCGGCAAUGCUACCACCAAUGCUGGCCUCACUGUUGCAGUAGUGAAGGAUUCUAUGACAAGUGACUAUGCAUUUGAGGCUGGUGCAAUGGUACUAGCAGACAGUGGACUGUGUUGCAUCGAUGAAUUUGAUAAAAUGUCUGCAGAACAUCAGGCUCUUUUGGAAGCCAUGGAGCAACAAUGUGUCUCUGUUGCAAAGGCUGGCCUGCUAGCAAGUCUGUCGGCACGAACUUCUGUUUUAGCAGCAGCAAACCCUGUUGGUGGUCAUUACAACCGAGCAAAGACAGUGAAUGAGAACCUAAAAAUGAGUGCUGCUCUCCUCUCACGAUUCGAUUUGGUUUUCAUAUUACUUGAUAAACCUGACAAAGUAUUGGAUAAACAAGUCUCAGACCAUAUCAUGUCGCUUCAUGCUGGAUAUGCGGAACAUGCACCAGCAACAAAAAGGCUACGGAUAGGAUCACAAAUCAACAGGAACAUAGAUAUGAAUGUACGAAGUGGUUCUUUAAUUUCAAGGCUGAGACUUGAGCCAAAGAAGGAUUCUGAUUUUGCUCCUCUGCCUGGUCCACUUCUUCGAAAGUAUAUUGCUUAUGCAAGAACUUAUGUCUUUCCUAGGAUGUCAAAACCAGCUGCAGAAAUCCUGCAGAAGUUCUAUUUACAGCUUAGAGAUCAUAAUACAUCAGCUGAUGGUACACCAAUAACAGCAAGGCAACUAGAAAGUCUGGUGAGGCUUGCUGAAGCUCGAGCUCGUCUAGAGUUGAGAGAAGAAAUAACAGAGCAAGAUGCAAUGGAUGUGGUUGAAAUCAUGAAAGAGUCCCUGUACGAUAAGUAUGUUGAUGAGCAUGGUGUCGUGGAUUUUGGUCGGAGUGGUGGAAUGAGCCAACAGAAAGAAGCAAAACGGUUCCUGAGUGCCCUCAAUAAGCAGUCAGAGUUGCAGCAGAAAGAUACUUUUUCUAUUUCUGAAAUAUACAGUUUGGCAGAUAGGAUUGGCCUAAGAGUUCCAGAUAUUGACACUUUUGUGGACAACUUAAACAGUGUUGGUUAUCUACUCAAGAAGGGACCAAAAAAAUAUCAGGUCCUAACAUCAUCAUAUACACGAAGUCAAUCAUCAACCUUAAGGGGUUAAGGUUCUUCAGUGCACUGGAAAAUUUAUGUUCUCUGUUGGCAUUAUUUCUUUAGAUAUCCCAUCAAUCUGUGCACAGAGCAUUGUAAUUGGCUUCAACAAGCCCACAGAACUCCAUAGGUAUACAUUUCCGGGUUUAUGCCUUGCCCAUUGCCCAUCAGGAUAAGUAACAUGAAUUUGUAUUCAGUCGAUGUUUAACAUGAAUCAGCUCUGAAUUUUAUUCUCC